Molecule: messenger RNA, 771 nt
Organism: Purpureocillium lilacinum
Lineage: Eukaryota; Fungi; Ascomycota; Sordariomycetes; Hypocreales; Ophiocordycipitaceae
Source: RefSeq, a predicted model, not a curated record
AUGCGCACCGUUUCUACUCUCUUCGCUAUCCUGGUCGCAGCCGCCGUCUCUCACGCUCAAGAAGGCGGCGCCGACACCACCGAAAGCAUCCUGACGGGCGUGACCCGCGAGUCAAACAUCCCUACCUCCUCCGAGAGCAUCUUGACUGGUGUUACUCGGGAGACGUCGAUUCCUACCUCCGAGACCGUCCGCACCACUAUGACCCACGAAACGGUUACAUCUACUAUCCAUAGCAUCUCGACGGGCGGGAGCGUGACUCACGAGACGACGACUCGUACCUCGUCCGAGAGUGUCCAGACUAGCGUCGAGUCGUCGAUUCCAACAUCGGUUGCUACAUCGAGCGAGAGCAUCCUGACUGGAGUCACCCGCGAGACGUCGGUCCCGACGUCGGCUGCUACUGCUUCCGAGAGCAUCUUGACUGGUGUCACUCGUGAGACCAGCGUUGCUACCGAGAGCAUCUUGACCGGCGUCACCCGAGAGACCUCUGUUGAAGUCCCCACUCAGACGGAGAGCAUCUUGACCGGAGUCACCCGAGAGACUUCUGCUGAGGUCCCCACUCAGACGGAGAGCAUCUUGACUGGAGUCACCCAGGAGACCUCUGCUGCGGUCCCCACUCAGACUGAGAGCAUCGUGACCAGUGUCACUCAGGAAACGAGUGCUGCUGCUCCGACCGAGACCGCGGUUGUCCCUACCGCCGGUGCGACGUUGGCUACUGAGAACUCGCUGAUGGCCAUGGGUGUCGCUGUUGUCAUAGUUGCUUUGGGGCUGUAA